CAAAAAAUAAGAAAGAAAAGUGGAGCCGUUGGUCUUAUCUCUUUAUUUAUCCAGACUCCAGAGUGUUGUGUUUAUGCGAUGCCACGAAAUUACGAAUGGCAACGUUAGAAUCAGCUCUGAGCCUGUUCACGCCUCACCGAUAUGGUUUCCUUGCGAAAGCAGCGCAUGCACCCACCUCCCUUCUCUUCUCUUCCAACCCCUCUUUCAGAACCCCAACACUACGCUUCCACUUAUGCUCCGCUUUGCAAGAGCUGCCCACACCAACCCUUCAACCCACAGACAACGUCAAGAAGCUCUACGUCGUUAACUUAUCUUGGUCUCUCUCCGCACCAGACAUCAAGGACCUCUUUGCCCAAUGCGGAACCGUAACCGACGUCGAGAUAAUAAAGAACAAAGAUGGGAGGAGCAAGGGCUAUGCCUUCGUUACUAUGGCUUCCGGGGAAGAGGCUCAGGCUGCUGUUGAUAAAUUUGACUCUUAUGAAUUAUCAGGACGGAUAAUAAGGGUAGAGCUUGCAAAGAGAUUCAAGAAACCUCCUCCUCCUCCGCCUCCUCCAGGUCCCCGUACUGGAGAGACGCGCCAUAUAGUUUAUGCAUCCAACCUUGCAUGGAAAGCAAGAUCUACCCAUCUCAGACAAGUCUUCACUGAAAAUUUCAAAACACCAGUUUCAGCCAGGGUUGUAUUUGACAGCCCUACUGGUCGAUCUGCUGGGUAUGGAUUUGUUUCUUUUCUUACCAAAGAGGAUGCAGAGGCUGCCAUUUCUACUGUGGACGGGAAGGAGUUAAUGGGACGACCGCUUCGCCUAAAAUUCAGUGAAAAGAAAGAUAAAGAAGCUGGAAAUGAAAAAGAUGAAGACAAAGUUAAUGAUGCUGGAAGUGAAGAUGAAAGCCAAGGUUCUGAUGCUCAACCGGAAGAAUCAUAAGUUUUAGAUGUUCAUUUACUGAUCUUUGUUCGUGGUAUGGGAUUGAGAGGAAAUCUAUACGAGCUGGAAUUAUACCGCAUGUAUAAAAAACUCUGAUGGAUGAUUUUUUGCAUUCACAAUAUUUUUGACUAUGAUCGACUUUACUAUAGCUUUAAAACGUGGCUGAAAAUUUAGGAAACAUUUCCAUAUAAUUUUUCUUAUAAAUCUUGUCUCUGAAUAUUAUCACCCCAAUUUUUAAAGAUA
This is a messenger RNA of Cajanus cajan (pigeon pea), 1163 nucleotides long. RefSeq names its product RNA-binding (RRM/RBD/RNP motifs) family protein. Gene Ontology annotation, molecular function: mRNA binding. Gene Ontology annotation, cellular component: chloroplast thylakoid membrane. Lineage: Eukaryota; Viridiplantae; Streptophyta; Magnoliopsida; Fabales; Fabaceae. Gene Ontology annotation, biological process: chloroplast rRNA processing. The record is from RefSeq and is a predicted model, not a curated record.